This is a messenger RNA of Gekko japonicus, 1638 nucleotides long. It is a transcript of the gene ZSWIM7, whose product is annotated as zinc finger, SWIM-type containing 7. NCBI's taxonomy places the organism in Eukaryota, Metazoa, Chordata, Lepidosauria, Squamata, Gekkonidae. The transcript is spliced from 5 exons. The record is from RefSeq and is a predicted model, not a curated record. Gene Ontology annotation, biological process: double-strand break repair via homologous recombination. Gene Ontology annotation, molecular function: zinc ion binding. Gene Ontology annotation, cellular component: Shu complex. The coding region runs from base 4 to 423 and encodes 139 amino acids.
AGGAUGGACGCCACCCUGCCAGCCGUGGCCGAAGAAUUGUUGAGAGAGAUAAAAAAAGCUUUUCAAGAGACUUCACAUGUCCCCGAUGACCUCCUCUCCGCGCUUAAAUUCGUUUUUGGGGCUUCUGCCGUCCCUGCUUUGGACUUGGUCGAUCACCAAUCGGUCACACGGAUCGUGUCUCCUAGUGGAAGGACUGUGUAUCAGGUGCUCGGCAGCUCCGGCAAGCUCUACACUUGCUAUGCCUCCUGCCACUUCUGCUCCUGUCCAGCCUUCGCCUUCUCCGUCCUGCGCAAGAGCGACAGUCUGCUGUGCAAGCACCUUCUCGCCGUCUACCUGAGCCAGGCCCUGGGCACGUGCCAGGAGCUCACCGUUUCCAACAAGCAGCUGACCAGCCUCUUACUGAUGGAGGACAGCCUGAGUUAGAGAGAGACAGGAGUGAGGCUUCGCAGCCGGGCAUCUGGCUACAGGAGGGGGGAACCCAAACUGGGGGUGGGGUGGGGAGAUUGGGUUCCAUGGGACUGCUUUUUCUUCUGCUUCCUUGUCCUCCGCCCUAGUGGCCCCUGCAAGGCACCGGAGCAUCUAUCUUCAAUGCACCAUUUUUAAAGCAACGACACCGGAUUAAACCGUGCACGUAUCCCUUGCGCUCUGGGUUCCGAUGGUAUUCCCAGAGAGCUCCCACACCUCCAGCUUCCGCGUGUUUCCAAAUACGGAGCGAGGGGACGUGGAAAGCACAGGAGUUGGAGGUGGGUGCAGACUCCGGCACGCUUCUAGCCCCCGUGGGACUGUGAAGCCAGGAGGACUUGAUCGGUGCGUGUCCUCUUUUUGUAAGUGUGGAGGCAAGAUCAGUCAGAGCGGACGUCUGAGUGAGAUUCCCGCUGUCCUCACCUUCUGGCAAAAUGAGAGUGAAUUAUGCAAACGAAGGGCUCCAGAGCAGAAUUCACCCAUGUUCAGAUCUGCCUGGGCAAAUAUUUCUGCUGUUCUGAGCCUGGCUUCCGGGGUGGUGCCCCCUGACAUCUUUCCUGGUGGCCACCAAGUGUUUGUAGGAAGCAGGUGAAGCCAGGUAGGGCUUUUGGCCAGCAAGACCUCUGGCUGCCUGCUGGCGAUUCGACUGGCUGUGCAAAUGUCGCCUUGGCAGCAGCCGCCCCCACAGCACAAGGAUCUAUGCCGUGCGACUGAAGGAAAGCGGCUGCAGCCAUUUUGUGGCUGGCUCUGCCCCUUGUGGCGGCCAUUUUGUUGCCGUGCCCACCCUGCUGUGUCAGAAUUCCAAAUGUGCCCACAGGCUGAAAAAGGAUGGGGCCCCCUGAUCUAAUCAGUCCUUGAGCUCAGAAACCGAUGCUUUCAUGAAGAAAAAACAACAAAGCCCCCCAAAAGUGAAUGACCAGACGAUUGCUUUUAUUAAAAAAAAAAAAAAUUACAUCCAACAGGGCUGUCCUUUGAGCGAGCAAUAACCUCCCCCAAUUCCCUCCCUCUCUCACACACGCACUUUCUUCCACUGUUUUUAAGAAGGAACAUUGAUUUACACCGUAACUGGCCUACAUUAGACUGUUUCCCAUUUGAGAAUACCAGUAGCAUCAAACAACUGAUGACAAAAUUUACAAAUAGAGAAAAAAACAAAGGCAAAUAGAAGGGAACGGGACU